AUGGCGGCGGCCGGUGAGGAGGCGGAGGCGACGGACUGGGUGCUGCCGCCGGAGGUGGAGGUGCUGGAGUCCAUCUACCUGGAGGAGCUGCGGGUGGCGCGGGGCCGCGGCAGGUGGGAGCCCUGGGAGAUCAGCAUCACCCUGCACCCCGCCACGGCCCAGGACCAGGACUCCCAGUAUGUCCGCUUCACCCUGGUGCUCUCCGUGCCCCCCCAGUAUCCCAACAAAGCUCCGGAAAUCUCGAUCAGGAAUCCGCGGGGGUUGUCAGAUGAACAAAUUCAAAAGAUUUCCCAGACCCUCAGAAGUGUUGCUGAAGCCAGGCUGGGGACAGAGGUGCUCUAUGAACUGAUUGAGAAGGGGAAGGAGAUUCUCACUGACAACAACAUUCCUCAUGGCCAGUGUGUGAUCUGCCUCUAUGGAUUCCAGGAGAGAGAAGCCUUCACAAAGACCCAGUGCUACCACUACUUCCAUUCCCACUGCCUGGCCCGCUACGCCCAGCACAUGGAGGAGGAGAUCCUCAUGCAGCAGGAGGAGAGAGAGCAGCACCUGGCGCCAUCCCCCAAACAGGAAGUCGGUGUGCAGUGCCCUGUCUGCCGGGAGACCCUGGUCUACGAUCUCUGUGCUCUGAAGGCGGCGCCACCCCCACAGCACCCGCUGGAGCCUUACAGGCCGGACACCAAGAUGCUGCAGCAUCAGGAAGAACUGCGCUUAAUUUUCAAGAGACAGCAAGAGAAAGGGGGCAUCAUUGACCCUGAAGCAGAGAGGAACCGUUACUUCAUCAGCCUCCAGGCGCCUCCAGCUGCUGUCGAUCCAGGCCAAGCAGCCGCUGCCUCUGAGCUGCCGGUGAGUGCAAGCGCUGUGGAUGUGCCCCAGCUGCCCAGCCAAGCCUCGGCUCUGGAGCCAGCCGAGGCGCUGGAGGCCAGGGCAGAACGUGGGCAGCCCGAGAGGCCUGCUGUGCCCAGAGAGCAACAGAGCAAGAGGGAGAGGCACAGAGGGGAGAGGCCAGGCCCCAGAGGCCAGGGCAGGCAGUUGUGCAGUGGCUUGCAGGAACCGGCAGAGGAAGCCUGUCACCCACUCCAUGGCUCCAGGGGGCCCAGGGGCUUCAGCCGGAAAGCGGAGCGGAGACCUGGUGGGAGGCACAGCCAGGAGUUUCCAAAGCCUCAUGGCAGAAGCAGGGCUGCUGCCUUGGGCGAAAGAAAGGAAUUGUGCCCUGAAGAUCCCCCACCAGUAACAGAGGCAGUGGACUUGAAAGAGGAGCACCGUGAUGUGGAGAGAUGGACCCCAGAGGAGGGGGCUGAGGUCCGGGGCAGGGAGAAGGAGAACCUGGCAUUCAACCGCAGCGACCACAGAGCAGCUCCCAGCUGGCAGGGCCACCACAGGCCCUGGGAUUGUGGGAGGUGGGAGAAGUCUAGAGUCCAGGAGCGUGGCUCCUACCCCAGAGCACCAAGAGGGCGAGGGGUGUUCAGGCCCAGUGGGCGACGAGAAGCCUAUCUCCUUGAGAAGGAGAGUGGCUCCUAGCAGGAGUGGU
Molecule: messenger RNA, 1528 nt
Organism: Gymnogyps californianus (California condor)
Lineage: Eukaryota; Metazoa; Chordata; Aves; Accipitriformes; Cathartidae
Gene: RNF25
Product: ring finger protein 25
Exons: 10
Coding region: 1-1518 (505 amino acids)
Biological process (GO): protein ubiquitination
Cellular component (GO): nucleus
Molecular function (GO): protein binding; ubiquitin protein ligase activity
Source: RefSeq, a predicted model, not a curated record